UUUUGAUUUUUUUUUUUUUUUUUUCUUGAUAGCUAUAAACAUAACUGACAAUAACAGAAUGUGGCAUAAAAAACUGUUUUAUGUGUGUAUUAUUGCAGUACAAAGCCUCAGUGGUUAAUAGUGGGCAGGGCAGGCUUUGCUAACUGAUUCCUUAUUUGGAAUAAUGCUUGGAGAUGUUUGGUUCUGGAGUGGAGCGGGGAGGACAGCGUGCGUUCAGUUCACACCUGCAACAUCACAGCGCCGCCAACCGUAGCUGAGCACUGACACAGCUCACAAACCACCGCCAGCUAUCUUAAACACAUAACCAGCCCCUUCUCACAGACCACAGGCAUCGUUUAGCAACAUCGACGUGAACACAGCUGUUUGUUAUUACUGCAACGUUCCAUGAAAUCUCCGAAUUUUCCCAGAACGGGGAAUUUUUAAAACAAGGAUUUUUAUAUUCUUUAUUAUAAAGGGAAAUUUGUUUUUCCCCCGUGAUCUGAAAAAAAAAAAAAAAAAAAAAAAAAAACCUGUGAGGAACUGGCACUGCGGCUGUCCUGACCUGGAAAGAAGCAACGCAAAGCUUUACUACCCCUAGUGGAGAAUACUGCCAGCCUUCUGCUCACAGCAAACACAGGAGAGCUAUCUUUCAUCAUUCAUCUUACAUCUUUCACUGCACAGACAGGCACCACCAUUUUCAUUUUCACCACUCAACCCUGUUUGAAUGCAUAAUAGAGUCAGCCCUCACAGCCAGGGUCCCAGGGCUUUGAAGCAGUGAGACAGCUGCCCCAGGGCUUUGAAGCAGUGAGACAGCUACCCCUCUCUUGAGAGAUUUGCUCUUCUGCCACUUGGUAUCAUGGGCACUGUACUAUCGCUCUCCCCCAGCUACAGGAAAGCCGGGCUGUUUGAAGAUGGACCAGCCACUGUGGGCCACUACACAGCUGUGCAGAACAGCAAGAACGCGAAAGACAAGAACCUAAAGAGGAGCUCAAUCAUCUCUGUUCUUCCCUGGAAGCGAAUUGUUGCCGUCUCAGCAAAGAAAAAGAGUUCCAAGAAGGUGCAGCCCAACAGCGCCUACCAGAAUAACGUCACCCAUCUCAACAAUGAAAACUUGAAGAAGUCUCUCUCCUGUGCCAAUUUAUCCACUUUUGCCCAGGAUCCUGCCCAGAUCCCAGGAUCCAAGACAUCAACCAAUGUUGUAUCUUCAGUCAAAAAGGCACCCGUUUCCAACUCUAACACUGCCGCAGGGACCCCUAAAAGGGUCAUCGUUCAAGCUUCCACCAGCGAGCUCUUGAGAUGCCUUGGUGAGUUCCUCUGCAGGCGGUGCUACCGGCUGAAGCACCUGUCCCCUACAGAUCCAGUGCUGUGGCUACGUAGUGUGGAUCGAUCCCUGCUUCUCCAGGGCUGGCAGGACCAGGGCUUCAUCACGCCUGCCAAUGUGGUCUUUGUCUACAUGCUCUGUCGAGAUGUUGUCUCCUCCGAAGUGGCCACCGAGCAUGAACUGCAGGCCGUGCUGCUCACCUGUCUCUAUCUCUCCUACUCCUACAUGGGCAAUGAGAUCUCCUACCCGCUCAAACCCUUCCUGGUAGAGAGCUCUAAAGAGACCUUCUGGGACCGUUGCCUGUCCAUCAUAAACCUGAUGAGCACCAAGAUGCUGCAGAUCAACUCCGAUGCCCACUACUUUACCCAGGUCUUUGCCGACCUCAAGAAUGAAAGCCAGAAAGAGGAAGAACGAAGCCGACUGCUCAUUGGCCUGGACCGGUGAACCAGCGAGAAACUGAGUUUGAGGGGCUCUAAUCAACCGAGAUGAACUCAAUUCUGGUAUUUCGAUUUCCAAGUUCAGGGCCAUAUCCAUGUCAAAAUUUAGAUCCAACUGGUCUACAUUUAUGUGGUAUGCAAAUGUAUGGAGGGAUGACAUGUCUGUGUUGUAACCCAGUUGCUAAACUGCAUGUCAUAGACAUGUUUUAUAAUAAUAAUAAUAACAAUGAUGAAGUUUAGGUUUCUAUAGUUGUCCAAGUCCACGCCUCUGAGUGUUACAGUACAUAUACCAUCUGGGACCUGGACUUGAACAUUCAAACACCAAGAUUUGGAUUUGGACUUGAAUCAGGAUUGUUCCAUUCAAUUUAGUCCAUCCCCAAGUACUGUAUCUUAGACCUGGUUUUGGACUAUCUAAAUCAAUAAAAAGCUUCGAUUUGGACUUAAAUCAUGAAAAUUUUAUGAGUUGUCCAAGUUCCAUCAUAACCUGACGAUUGAAUAAGCAGGACUUGGACUUGAUGAAAUACCAAACUUCAGUCCUUCUCUGUUCACUACAAACAGAAAAAAAAACUAAAAACAAAUUACUUUAUUGCUGCCGACUUGGCAACUUAAUGGAAGUGUCUGAGGUGAGGAGGACAGAAGCCCCCAAACCCAGUCUGCACCGCGUUUAUUUAUUUCAAAGUGUGUCGGCUAUGAUGUAUGUGACAGCCUCUUGAUGUAAGCUAUGAGAGGACAGCAAUGUAGAGUUUAGUGACACAACAACAACGCUUGUGUAUUUUCACCUUCAAUAGAGCGUUUUGACCAAUCUUGAGAGAGACAGUAGUCCUUUCUUUUUGUGAGAGCCAUCUUGUACACAUGCAGUUGCUCAUUAUAGGUGUACUUCUGCUUAAAAGGGAAAGGAAUUCACUUUGUGAGUUGGGGUGUGGGGAGAGGGAGGUUAUUGAAAAGCAGUAAUGGCUAUUGAGCAAUGGUCUUUGACACAUAAGCAUGUUUUAAAGCUGACCUACUUUAUUAUUGAAAAAAAGAAUGGAUGUAGUUUCCCUAAUGCCUACUUCAUGCCCUUAGGCAAUUUUUUGUUUAGUAUUUAAUGUAUUUAACAACUCUGAAGGAUGGAAGACUGACAGAUAGGUUUUCCAAAGAACAGUAGCAAGCUUAUAAGGUAGUCCAAUCCUUAAACCAACCAAUGGUUGUUGUCUGCUAACAAAGGUACCAAUUUAGUUCCUGAUGGGAUGUUUAUUGUGUGGUGCAGAUACCUGUCCAAAAAGAAUGGGGCUGGUAGAAGAUAUUUUGGCCUCAGGACCAUCCAGUUUAAAUGAACCAAUUAAAGUGCAACCCAGAUACCUUUAACCCCCAAGGAUAGGAACAAUAUCUUGUAAAAACCAAGUACGUCAGACAAAAAUAAUGAAUAAUUCUUUAGCCAAUAGUGUAAUGGUUGUGUGUCAAAGGCUUUAGUAUGAUGUAACAGCAAUAUGGUUUCCAACAUUUUAGACUGUAUUGUGUUAAAUUAAACCCUUUUCCUUUUUCAGCCCCUACAGUAAACGACAGAUGACAGACAAAGUCCCAUUUAAGACAAUAACAGGCCAAUGAUUUCAAACGCUCAUUGUCCUUCCACAGCUGUAAUCGUCUGCUGUUGUUGAAGUAGAGGAAACCUUUUUUUUGUCUUUUUGAUGAAAUUCUGAAAGGUACGCAAAGUUUGUUAUGAUUGUUUCCAGAGCCAAACUGGUCUGAUGUUAUCUUGUACUGCUGCCAAAUUUCUAAGUUGUUACUCAAAGGGCUGAUUGAAUUGCACCAGGACGGGUCUAACGCUGGCUCCUCGUUUCUUUCCUGAUGGCAAAAAAGGUGUGAUGAACAGGGGAUCACGCUGCUGAUGCUGCUAAAUAAAAAAAAAAAGAACAAAAAUUAAUUAAUAAAAAAAAAAAAAAAAAGCCACAAGGACAUUUCACAAUUUAGGAAGCGAUUUUUGUAAAAGGGAACUGAAUUUUUAAAUAAUUUUUUGCCCGCUUUAUCACUUAACAGUUGUGCAUGCAUUCUUUAAACUAUUUGUCAGACACUAUUGCUUUUUAAACCCCCAGAAAUAAAACAGUUAUAAUUGAAAAAAUAUAUAAAUAUGCACAUGCAAAUAGAUGUUCUGUAAUAUAAUUUUAUUUAAGGGUAUCAUCUUUGGACUUUUGAUUAAUUUUGUAUUUGUUAAUUUAUUGAAAAACACCUUGGUAUUGUACACUGGUAUGCACUGUGUGCUAUAUAGGUGACCCAAGCCUUGUCAUUUUUAUGAGAGGAGCUGUUUUCUUUCUUAGAAGCUCUCUCCCAUGCACUAGAACAAACAUUGCAUCUGUAUUUUUAUUAACAGAAGGCAAUUAGCAGCAAAACAAAGUCAAAGCAAUGACAGAUUUCUGCUAUACA
Messenger RNA from Polyodon spathula (Mississippi paddlefish), 4134 nucleotides. Its product is annotated as cyclin-dependent kinase 5 activator 1-like. Gene Ontology annotation, cellular component: cytoplasm; protein kinase 5 complex. Lineage: Eukaryota; Metazoa; Chordata; Actinopteri; Acipenseriformes; Polyodontidae. The record is from RefSeq and is a predicted model, not a curated record. Gene Ontology annotation, biological process: activation of protein kinase activity; positive regulation of cyclin-dependent protein serine/threonine kinase activity; brain development. Bases 836 to 1744 code for a protein of 302 amino acids. Gene Ontology annotation, molecular function: cyclin-dependent protein serine/threonine kinase activator activity; protein kinase binding. The transcript has 2 exons.